Ictalurus punctatus (channel catfish) is the source of this 6406-nucleotide messenger RNA. Its product is annotated as cadherin-like protein 26. The transcript is spliced from 16 exons. Gene Ontology annotation, biological process: multicellular organism development; adherens junction organization; cell-cell junction assembly. Gene Ontology annotation, molecular function: cadherin binding; calcium ion binding. Bases 120 to 2519 code for a protein of 799 amino acids. Lineage: Eukaryota; Metazoa; Chordata; Actinopteri; Siluriformes; Ictaluridae. Gene Ontology annotation, cellular component: catenin complex; plasma membrane; adherens junction. The record is from RefSeq and is a predicted model, not a curated record.
CAAACACACACACACACACACACACACACACACACACAAAUACAAGAAGAGAAAACUUUAAUCCACAUUCUACUUAUUUAGCUACGCUCAGAUUAGAGAAGGAAUACGAUGAAGACAGCAUGAGGACGAUAAUAACAACGAUGAUCAUUUUCUUCAUGACGUGUGUUGUCAUGGUGUCCGCCCAGAGCAAAUUCAGGCAGAAGAGAGCGUGGAUCAUUGACUCAUUCACUAUAGAGGAAGAAAGUCUCGGCCCUUUCCCAUACAUACUUGGCACGAUAAACGUGGAGCGAGACUAUUUGGUAAGGUACUUUCUCAAAGGGAGGGGUAUUGAUGAGGACCCUAAGGACGUUCUGAGUAUCAACUUCAGAACUGGUGAAGUACUCGUGCAUAAGAAGGUCGACUACGAGACCAACCGAAAUCUCACGUUCAAAUUCGAAGCAAGGGAUGAAGAUUACAUUCUGGACACGAACCUCAGAGUGGUGAUUAAUAUCCUGGAUAUUAAUGAUAACGCUCCUCUUUUUACUCUUCCUUACUAUGAAACAACACUCGAGGAGUCGCACCUUCAAGGUGAACUGGUUACCACAGUCUCCGCUUCAGAUAACGACGACCCAACCACACUCAACGGCAUUUUCGAAUUCGCACUCGUCUCGGUCACCCCCAAAACAGAUAAUGUCGAAUUCUACAUCACUCAAAGCAACACCACGGGAAAUAUUUACUUCAAAGGCUGCUUGGACUAUGAGAAAGCACAGAAAUAUACUCUCCUGAUCAAAGCCACAGACAGUGGAGAAAAAGUGCAGCUGUCCAGCACGAGCACAGUGGUCCUGAACAUCAUCGACAAAAACAAUCACCUCCCUGAAAUCACAGGUCACACAGGUCCUGGAAAGAUAGAAGAACGAGAGAGCGGAGUGGAAGUUCUGCGCUUGCAGGUCAGCGACAAAGACAGUCGAGGUUCACCAGCAUGGAAAGCUAAAUUCACUCUUCAUGGAGAUCCGGAGAACUAUUUUAAAAUCCACACAGACCCCAAAACCAAUGAAGGAAUCCUGACUGUUAUAAAGGCAAUGGAUCACGAGGAGCAAACGACAAGAAAAAUGUUGGUUAGUGUGGAAAAUGAGCUGCCUUACUUCCUCUGUAAGGUGAAAACUCGUACACCGUUGCACCUAUGGGACGUAGAGUCGAACACGAGUGUGCCUGUCCUCGUUAAGCCUUUUCCAGUCACUAUCACUGUUGACGACGUCAACGACCCUCCAGAAUUUGUACCACCUGUUAAAAUAAGAUUGAUCACGGAGAAUGCAAAAAUCGGAACGCUCCUGGAAACUUUCACAGUCAUAGACCCGGAUAAGACACAUGGAAACUCAUUUCACUUUGUUAAAGUUGUAGAUGAAGAGAACUGGGUAACUGUUGAUUCAUUAACUGGUCAGGUUUCUGUGGCCAAAGUUAUGGACAGAGAAUCACCAUCAGUGAACCACAGUAGAUAUGGUGUCAUCGUGCAUGCUGUGAAUAAAGCUCAGCCUCCACAGACCAGCACUGGGACUCUGAUCAUCCAGUUUAUAGACGAGAACGAUAACGUACCAAAGUUAGCGGUGGAUACAGUGAGUAUGUGUUUAUCAGAUGAGAAAACCAUGACUACAAUCUCUGCUGUAGAUCCAGACCUUCCACCAUACAGUGCACCAUUUCAAUACGAGCUAAUGGAAGACGACGGAAUGGAAGGAAAAUGGAAGCUUGAGCCAAUCAAUGAGACGACUGUGAACCUGGUCAAAGAGAACACAGUCUAUGCAGGCCAUUACAGGAUUAGGAUCAAGAUAUCAGACAAUCAACGCUACGGUUCGGUCCAAAACCUGUCCGUCACUGUGUGUGACUGCACCGGCAAUUUCAACUGCAGCGUUCGCAGUUUCAGAGUCCAGCCGAGUCUUAGAGCUAUUGGAGUAAUCAUCUUCACUUUCCUGCUUCUGUUAGCGAUGCUUAUGAUGGCUCUUAUGUUCUGCAAAACGCCAGUGAAAACCAUGAUCCUGCAUGAUGAUGCUCCUGGGAAUCUCAUUCAGUCCAACAUUGAGAUGCCAGGCACAGACUGCAAGCUCCCAUUUGAAAUAUACCAGUUACUCAUGAGCCAGAGAAGUGUGAUGAUGUCCAAUGGCUUUUCCAAACAGAAUUCUAUGCUUCAUAAUGGUUCUACAAGAUACUCAUAUCGUCAGAUCCAAAAUGAUAACAUGACGACAUCAGUGGGCAAAAACGGCCGUGCUUACUACACAGAUGACUUUUAUAAACAGGUCCUGUCAAAUCAACUUGAUAAGAGCCUCCUCCUGCUCCAGGCUCAAGAACAGGAGAUCAGCGAUUACGAGCCACACCGCUAUGCGUAUGAAGAAGAACUAGAUGAAAAUCUCGAUCCGGACCUCGAUCCCCUCACCAUUCCUGAGACCGAUUUACAGCAGGACAUCCUCACAAACCUAGAUUCGCGCUUUAGCAACCUGGCAGCUGUGUGCAGGCCUGAUUUAAUGUCAUCUUCCCAGAAAAUAUUAGGCUAAUGUGUGUCUACAGUAUGUGUGAAUUUUCUGGAUUUGGAAUCAGGGAACAAAUCGACCUUACGCGAGAACUUCCGAGCAGAUCCAUGGAAUAGAACAUUGUGAAGUCUUGUUUUUAAGGUGCAGUCAGACCAACUGCAAAUAAAAUUCGCUUGGCGAUUGUAGAGGGGGGGAAAAAAGAGCAGAAACAUACACGCAGAUAAAAAUUUUGAUCCGCUAUGAAUUUUUUAACCGUAGGAACCGGAGUCAAUCCAAAAAAAUAAAAAUUAUAAUAAUACAUUUGUCAAAAACCUUUGUCAACGUCAACCAGAUCCUUACAUUUGCCCAUUUUUCCUGUUUCCAACACGUCAACUUCCAGAACUGACUGUUCACUUGCUGCCUAAUACAGGGGUUCCCAAACUUUUCCAGGGCAAGGCCCCCCAAAUGGCAUUAACAUUUGACCGAGGCCCACCUUUUGCAAGAUGUCUUUAAAACACAUUAAAAAUACAGACUUCUGAAUAUAUCCAGCUUUUUUUAAAAUUAUUAUUAAUAAUUACAUCUUAACAUUACAUUACAUUAGGAAUUGAUUGUGUGUGUGCAAGAUGUUAACUUGCCAUUGGGAGCAACUUGGGGGUCAGUGUCUUGCCCAAGGAAGCUUCAGCAUGUGGAGUCACGUGGGCCGGGAAUCGAACCGCCAACCCUACGAUUAGUGGACAACCCGCUCUACCACCUGAGACAAGAAGUGAAAAGAAAAGAAAUGCUCUUCUCGCAUUUCAAAAGUCCAUGCACGCAUACUGGCUUCGGUUGAAUUUUUCCUUUACCACGUCACUGUGUUCGAAUGACUUUUUCCGAUUUCAAAUGAAUGUACUGUCAUGUGAUUACAGUUAUCGAUGUCAGUGCAAUUCCGUUACGUGCAUCACAAAUGUAUCGUUAAGAAAACUUUAACGUUUUUGAGUGAAAAUGCAUUUUUAAAAGGAAUCACAUUUUGCGCGGCUGCAAAAUACGUUGAGGCGGCGCUGAAAUGUCUGCUAAAAGAACUACGAGUUUCACUUUGUAGUGUAUUUUUGGAAAUUUUGAUAGGUUUGGAAAGUACCGUGAACGUAAAGUCAUUAGCAAUCUGAUUACGUUACUGAUUACUGCAUGUGUAAAGUAAUCGGAUCACUAAUUAUGUGCAAUCGACUUCGUUAGCAUUUUUAACCCCUAAGGUUUAGUACCUGCUAACUACGUUGCAACAUGUUUCGACUCUUAUUAUGAAGUGUGGAACCAGCUAUGUUGUUUAACAGAUCAAUGCAUUGAUGCUGCAAAAUCUUCUGCAGAAGACUGAACUCUUUAUUGCUCGUUAUGCUCCUUUUUAUACAUUGUGGAAAUGUAAAAUAGUUGUAGAAAUACUUUAAAUGAAAGAGUUCAUUUGGAUUGGCUGGGAAAAUUAAUGACAGUCAACACAGUACAUACACAGGCUUGCAAAAAUGAGAUGUCAGAUUGGUAUACUGUAGACUUUUGAUAUAUUUUGGUUGUUAGUAAUUUAUUGUAUGUUAAGUAUUUACUGUGUUAUGUGAGUCUAAUGUUCUGAACUGGUCAUGUCAUGGUUAUCCAAGAUGAAUUUCCCAGAAAUGGGACAAUAAAGUAUAUUCUAUUCUAAAUGCCUGCUGUGCAACAAGCAAUGAUUUUUUUUGUCCUAUUAAAACAGCGAGUACACAAACAGCUAACAGACACUAAUUGAUGCACCAGCUUUGAUAGCAGUGUAUUAGCACUGUGUUGGGGGCUUCAUAUCAGAUUUUCACACAGGUUACACUGACUACGUUUACAUAGACAACAAUAAUCUAAUUAUUGACCUUAUUCUGAAUAAGACGAUAUUCUGAUUAAGGUGUUUACAUGAGUCGCUUUUAGAAUAUUCCUUUCAUGUUCCUGUUUUACAUGUUAUAGAACACAGAUGGAUUAACGGCACACGUCAUUACGUCCCCGCGCCGCGCCGUCCGACGUUCCCUCCAGAAUUUCACGUAUCGACAUGCAGUUGGUCUUCGUUAUGGGACCGUAUACAGUUUUGGGUGUUUUUAUUUUUAAUUUUACGAAAGCUUCAAGUGCGGUUAAUUGUUUAUCAUGCUGUACGUGCGAAUAGAUGACUGCUUGAAGCCGUAGGCUGCGUCCCAAACCGCCUACUUACCUACUACAUAGUAGCUGAGAUGCAUGUAUAUCUCCUACUAUAUACAUUUAUUUCGCCUACUAUAUAGCAGGUAAGUACGCGGUUUGGGACGCAGCCGUGCUCUCUUAUUUACCGUAAAACGGUCGAGCGCUGCCGUGUGUGUACGUGUCCUGUCUCACAAUGCGGUGAAAACUCCCAGACGACGUUAACAGUGUGAUUAAGGUGUGUACACGUCUGUAACGCACGUCCAUAACGCGACUAAAACAGGAAAUACUCCACACGUCUUAAUUCCAUUUGUGUUUACGUCGAGUAUGACUUUAAUCGGAUUAAGGUCCUCAAUAAUCUCUGUUCACAUGCUAGUUUCUUAAUCAGAGUAUCGUCUUAAUCGGGUUCAUAUCGAAUUAUCCUUGUCCAUGUAAACGUACUGACUGUCUACCGAAUAAUGGGUUUGAGUUUAGUGAACAAACAGUAAAGUAAAAGUAUUUUUAAUGUAAAUAUGAUCGCUUCACACAGAAAAAGCAAUCCCAGAGAAACCCCAGGAAUUAUUACAUUAAUCCCAACUUCCCAUGUACAGGAAAUAUAUCAUGACAUUUUCAUAACACUGUCUGUAUUUAUGUGUUGUCAUUAUAAGAACAAAGAGAGAAAGACAAAGUGGUUGCAAGGAAGGAUGGCACAUUGAGGUAACCUUCUGAGGUAACCAUGACUACGAUUUCCCUCAAACAGUGUUAAACAAAGGAAGAAGAAGAAAAAAAAAGACCUAAAAAAGAUUUUGUCAAAAAGCUUAAAGGACAGAACAGACUGGCUUUUCUAGGUAGAUGUCUAUCUCACAUUCUUGAGAAAGCAGACACUCCUGUACAAGAAAUGUGAGACAUGCUGAAUACUUGUUUAAAUUUCCGGUUAUGUGAGCAAUGACAAGACAAACACCUGGCAUAAAUCUGAUCAAACACCAUAUUUGCUCGACCCAGAUGACCAAAUAUCCAGAGACUGUAUUACCCCAAAAUUCCGGACACAGAUUUGAAUGUACUAUUUGACUUAAAUAAAUAAACCAAAAGCACACUGUCCACUAUCACAAUGUUUACUGCGAUGAAAUCAUUGCAGUAAAGAAAUUCUUUAUUGCUGGCAAAUCACCAAAUGAUGCAAUAUUUGAGUAUGAUCAAGAAAAACUACCUCACAGUUCCAGACAGUUACAGUUUGUGAUUACAGAAAAUGAAAUGGAGCGAUUUCAUUUCAUCAAUUACCAUGCAACUGAAUAUAUGUAAUUUGUUGUAGUUAAUACUACUUACAUUAUGCAUAUAUAUGUGUGUGUGUGUGAUAAAGGUCAACAUGAUCUGUGGUUAACAUGGAAUUGGAGUUUUCUAAGAGUUGAGCCUAAAAGGAGAUUUGUCUCAUUGGGCUCAGGUCCUGAUCUGGAUUUUUAUAUUUAGCUUUCUGUCAUGUUACACUCUUCUUUAGUGUGAAAAGCCCUCUCUUAUAAUGUCUGAAAUAGGCCUGGACUGAUGAUAACCCUAACCCUGUAUCUCAGGUCGUAGAGUGGGUUGUCCACCAAUCGUAGGGUUGGUGGUUUGAUUCCUGGCCCAUGUGACCCCACAUGGGCAAGACACUGAACCCUGAGUUGCUCCCGAUGGCAAGUUAGCACUUUACCUAGCAGCUCUGCUACCAUGGGUGAAUGAGACACAGUGUAUAGCGCUUUGGAUAAAAGCGUUAUAUAAGUGCAUUAACCAUUUAUAUACUCUGCCUUUCUUUGAAUAAAUGAGAGAUCUUGCCUUGAGAA